Molecule: messenger RNA, 5798 nt
Organism: Pyrgilauda ruficollis (rufous-necked snowfinch)
Lineage: Eukaryota; Metazoa; Chordata; Aves; Passeriformes; Passeridae
Gene: PLEKHG3
Product: pleckstrin homology and RhoGEF domain containing G3
Exons: 16
Coding region: 741-4565 (1274 amino acids)
Molecular function (GO): guanyl-nucleotide exchange factor activity
Source: RefSeq, a predicted model, not a curated record
UAUGGGGAGGGGAGAAUGAGGAGAUGGUGUGGGGAGGGGUUACAGGGAGAGGGGAUAUGGGAAGAAGGUAAAGGGGAAUUUGGGGAAGGGUUGGAGGAGGAUCUAUGAAAUUUGGGGCAGGACACUGGGGAACAGGAUAGGAGGUCUGGUUUAGCGGGGGCAUGUGUCCUCAGCAGAACCCACCCUGGCAACUUCUAACACCCACCUGUGCCCAUACCUCAUCCCAGCAAAGCAGCCACAGCCGCCUUCCCAGACAUGCCCAGCACACUGGCAGAGCACACGUUCCCAUACCGGUGAGGGCAGUGGGGACACCACCAUCCCACGGAUGCCACACGUCCCCCCACAACACCAGCCAGUGCCAGUGCCAGUGCCGGGCCUGGCCAGGCUCCCGCUGCGCUCGGAACAAUCCGGCCUUUGAGCGGAUCCAGUGCCGGCACUCCAGGCUGUAGAAUGGGCCCAUUCUGGUGGCAGGUGCCGUGAGGGGCCGGGGGCUCCAGCUGGCCCCCGGCUUUACUGGGGGGGUGAAGCCCCCCGUGGAGCUAGCACACAGUUGGAUUUGGGGACUCAAGUGUCACGGCAGUGCCAGGCCGUGCACCAGACAUGGAUGGGCUGAGGUGGGAUGGAGGGGCACUGGGACCAGGCCCCACCCGCGGCACCCAUCCCGCCCUGACACCCUGCAUCCAGCCCGCGCCUGGUGGCAAUGGGUGUCUGUGUCCCUGACUGUGUCCCCUCGGGCAGGAAUGGGGGGUGUCCGUGGCUGGGACCCCUUCGGGUGCCCGUGUCCCCUGGGAAGGGACCCCACGGGUGACCCGAUGGCUGCGGGCUCCCAUCCACCAUGCUCGGUGCAGCCCGGGACAGGAUCGGGAUUGUCCCGGGACCGUCUCGGGACCGUGCCUGGACAGUACCGGGACCACGCCAGAAGCACGCCCAGUUCUGUACCGGAACAGUACCGGGACCGUGCCGGGACAGUACCUGAACCAUCUCUGGACCGUGCCUGGACAGUACCUGGACCACACCCGGACUGUGCCGGGACCGUGUCAGGACUGUACCAAGACUGUACAGGAACCAUGCCUGGACCGGACCGGGACAGUACCGAACGGUGCCGCGGUCACGCCCGGGUUCGCUGCGCUACUGUCCCGCUCCCAUUCCCGGGAGUCCCCGUUCCCGUUGCCGGGGCCGGGCGGGGCGGCCGCUGUCCCCGCCCCGGGGCGCUCCCGCCGCUUCCUGCGGGCACGGCCGGGACGGGGCGGGCCGGGACGGGUCGGGGCGGCGGCGGUAGCGGAGCGCGAGCCACCCUGAGCCCCACUGGUGCCGGGGAUGCCGGGAUGCCGGUGCCUGCAUGCCCACAGCGCCCUGCCCUGAGCCCGGAGCCCGGCUGUGCCAUGGAGGAUCCGCCCGGCACCAGGACCGAGGCGUGGGCCGAGGGGCUCCAUAACGCCAACAACAACGCAUCCCCAGGGGGGUGGCCGGCUGCCCGCGGUGGGCACCCCCUGGCAGCUUUCGGGGGUCCUGGGGCUAAGCCCAGCUACCUGGACCGCGUGGUGCAGGAGAUCGUGGAGUCAGAGCGCACCUACGCCCGUGACCUGCGCAGCAUCGUGGAGGGUUACCUGGGCAAGAUCAUCGACGCGGAGGAGCCGGUGCUGCGACCGGAGCAGGUCAGCGCGCUCUUCGGGAACAUCGAGGACAUCUAUGAGCUCAGCAGCACCCUCCUGCAAAACCUGGAGAGCUGUGCCAAUGACCCCGUGGCUGUGGCCGUGUGCUUCGUCACCCGGAGCCAGGAAUUUGCCAUCUACACCCAGUACUGCAACAACUACCCCAGCUCGGUGGCGGCACUGACCGAGUGCAUGAGGAGCAAGGUCCAGGCACGGUUCCUGCGGGAGUGCCAGGAGCGCCUGCGCCACGCGCUGCCCCUCGGGGCCUACCUGCUCAAGCCUGUCCAGAGGAUCCUCAAGUACCACCUGCUGCUCCAGGAGAUCGCCAGGCACUUUGAGCACAAGGCGGGGGACGACUACGAGCUGGUGCUGGAGGCCAUCGACACCAUGACCUGCGUGGCCUGGUACAUCAAUGACAUGAAGCGCAAGCACGAGCACGCCAUCCGCCAGCAGGAGAUCCAGUCACUGCUGCUGGGCUGGAAGGGGCCAGACCUGACGAGCUACGGGGAGCUGGUGCUGGAGGGCACAUUUCGGGCACAGCGGGUGCGCCACGACCGUGCACUCUUCCUCUUCGACAAGGCCCUGCUGAUCACCAAGCGCCGUGGUGACCACUAUGUCUACAAGAGCCACAUCCCGUGCUCCUCACUGAUGCUGAUCGAGAGCACGCGGGACUCGCUGUGCUUCAGCCUGGCACACUACAAGCAUGGCAAGCAGCAGCACAGCCUGCAGGCCAAGAGCGUGGAGGAGAAGCGCGUGUGGACUCACCACAUCAAGCGGCUCAUCCUGGAGAACCACCACGCCACCAUCCCCCAAAAGGCUAAGGAAGCCAUCCUGGAGAUGGACCUGUUCUAUCCCCCACGCCUGCCCCGCUGCAGCCCUGAGCGCCUGAAGAAGAGCUGGUCCUGCCAGCCCCUGGGUGACGCUGCCACCGAGCCACUCCAGGGACGCCGGCAGUCUGAGCCCUUCCAGCACCAGGGGCACACGGAGACGCUGCUGGAGCGGCUGCAGGGACACGGGGGGCGCAGGCAGUCGGGUGUGGACAGCGGACGGGAUCAGGGGGCUCGGGUUGCUGAUGAGUUGGGGGACACGGGGGUGAUGCCACUGUCACCUCCCCUUCCCCCAGAGCCCGCCAAGCACAACCUGUGGCACCUGGGCGAGCAAGGGCUGAAGAACACGGGCAGCGACGGGGUGCUCCUGGAAGUGGGGGAGCCACACCAGCACCCCAGAGCCUGGGCAACGGUUGAGGGCGUGGUGGCGGAGGAAGAGGAGGAGGAGGAGGCUUUGGGCAAGGACUGCCAGGAGGAGCUGCCAGGGUCCAGGGAUCUGCUGUUGGAGCCCCAGGAGGAGCAGGCUGGGGAACACCCAUGGGUGCUGGAGGGACCCAAGCGGCCGAGCAGCUGGGGGCCAGGGAGCUGUGAGAAGGUCAGUGCGACCCCCCGGCCCCCAUCCGGGAGUACCCAGGGACCCAGCACCCACAGCCCUAACAGCAGUGCUGGGGAGCACCCCAGGGUCCCCAGAUCCCCAUCCCUGGUGGGGACCCUGGCGCUGCCCAGUGGGGACAGGGAACCGGAGCACGCUGCGGAGGAUUUGCAGGUGCUGAGCAGCGAGGAAGAGGAGGAGGAGGAGGGGGAAGGAGCCGCCAGCAUCCUGCCACCCUCAGUGCUGGACCAGGCCAGUGUCAUCGCCGAGCGGUUUGGCGGCGGCGGCAGCUUGUCCCGAAGGAGCAGCCUGGCACUGGAGGGGACCCUGGGACGCACCCCCAGCCACGGUGGCAGCACCCUCAGCCUGGAUGGGGGCCCCCCACUCGAAUCCAUGGAGCCCGAGGAGUCCCGCAGUGCCAUCCCCUCACCCGAGCCCCUCAUCAGAGCCCGCCGGGAAUCGCUGCUCUCCAACCGGGACCGCCUGCUCCUCGACAAGAUCAAGAGCUACUAUGGCCACGCCGAGCACCGCGAUGCCGGCUUCGGGGUGCGCCGCCGUGAGAGCCUCUCCUUCAUCCCCAAGGGGCUGGUGCGGAGCUCCGUGUGCCGCCUCAAUGGGCUCCCUCGGCCCCCCGAGAGCCCUGAGCCCCCCACCCAGCCCGAGGCACCAGAGCCGUGCCAGGAGAACGGGGCGCAGCCCCCCGAGCCGCUGCGCAUCGUGGAGGAGGAUGACGUGGGCACCGCGGUGUCACCCCCAGGGCCACCCCCGCAGCUGCUGCUCACACCCCCUCAUCUGGGCACCAAGGUGUACCAGCUGGCUCGGCAGUACAGCCUCCGCAUCAAGAGCCGCCGCGCCGGCACCCGCCGCCCCCCGCUGCCGCCGCAGGAGGACGGGGACCCUCCCCCCAGCACCCCUUCGCUGGCUGUGCCGCAGGACGAGGCGCUGGUGGCGUCCCCGUCCCCGCGUGCCCCCCGCAGCCCCUCAAGCCCCUUGGACGCCGAACCCUUCGCCUGGCCCGAUGUUCGGGAGCUCCGUGCCCGUUUCGGGGCCCCGCGGCCGCCGCUGGUGAGCCGCAGCCGCUCGGCGCCCGAGGGUCCCGGCCGCGGUGGGCGCCCGGCCGGGAAGGAGCGGGGCAGCGGCCGGAGCCGCAGCGCUGAGGCCAACGGGGGCUCCAGCACCCCGAGCCCGGCACCAGCGCGGUACAGCAGUGAUGGGGCGCUGUGGGUGGCGGCCGAAGCCCCUCUGGGCCAGGGGCAGCGGGUGCUGGUGCUGGAGCGGCUGCCGCCGGAGCCCCCGGCCUACGUGCAGAUCCGCUCGCCCACCACGCGGGAGAAGAUCUGCCUGAAGGCGGUGGUGGAGCGCUGCAAAGCCUACCAGGCGUCCGAGGAGUACCGGCGGCGCUGCCCCGAGACCCCCGGCAGCCCCGAGCCGCUGCGCCACGGCCUCGUCAGGGACCUGCGGCAGAAGUUUCAGACCCUCGAUGCUGCCAGCUAGGGGAGAACGGGUGUCCCGGGGACCCCAAGGGAAGGAGCACCCCGUGGACCUCAAGUCUAGUUGGAGGAAGGGUCACUUCAUGCAUCCUCAACCUGCCUGGGAUUAGGGGAACCAAAUGGGCCUCCAACUUAUCUGGAAGAAGGGGCACCCCAUGGGCCCCCUGCUGUUUGGAAGAAGGAACCCUUUGGAAACUUCCAAUCUGCCCAGGAAAAGGGGCACCCCCGUGGACCCUCAGCCCUCUUGGAAGAAGGAGCACCCUAUGGACACUCAGCUUGUCCAGGAGAAGGGGCACCCCAUGGACCCCGAUGUACCUGGAAGAAGGGGCACCCCAUGGCCCCCCAUCCUACAGGAAAAGGGGUACCCCAUGGACUCCCCCAACCCACCUGGCAGAAGGAGUACCCUGGGGACUCUCAUCUUGCUCUGGACAAGGAACACCCCCCGUUCUCUCUGCCCACAGGACCUGGGGAACCCCAAGAACCUCCCACUACAAGUACCAGCGGCCCCCCAUGCUCUGCAGGCACCCAGCACUGCACCCCACUUGCUUUCACAUCUUUAUUAGAAAAAAACCCCAAACUGAACCCAAAGUUCCUUUGUGGUCGCCCGCCCCCCCCAGGGUGUCUCGGCCCAGCUGCGGGGUGCAGGGGGCCCCCCCACCCCGGCUGGGGGGCGCACGGGAUGGGGGUGCCAGAGAGGGGCCCCCAUGGGCUGACGCUCUUUGGUUGGUGCCCGCGGGGGCCAGGGGGUCCCCCCUCUGCACCCACGCGCUGUGGGGGGGGGGGUAUGGCUUUGGGGGGCACCCACACGCCCCCCGUGCGGGUGCUGGGGGGGGUCCAUGCACACCUGUGGGACGCACACCUGUGCCGUGCGUGCGGAGGGGGGCCGGGGGUGCACCUGCAUGCGGGGACACACGUGUGCAGACGUGUGCGUGCAGGGACACGUAUGGGCACGGGGGGCACACGCCUGGGGGGCGCCUGCGGCCGCCUCCACGCAGGGGUGUGCCUGAAGCGUGUAAAUGUAUGUAUAUAUAUAAAUACAAAUAUAUAUAUAUACACUGUGCACACGGACACGUGUGCUCGUGGCGGGGGGGGCUCGGGGGCCCCUGCCCACGUGUGACCCCCGCCUGCCCCUCUAGACCUGGUGGCACCUGUGCAGGUACCACACACGCAUCUCCUUACGCACGCGUGGCCCCGCUGGCGUGAUGUGGGGUGUCACCCCCCCCCCCCCCCGUCCCCC